Messenger RNA from Melampsora larici-populina 98AG31, 604 nucleotides. RefSeq lists its product as uncharacterized. The annotation marks the transcript as partial. Lineage: Eukaryota; Fungi; Basidiomycota; Pucciniomycetes; Pucciniales; Melampsoraceae. The transcript has a single exon. The record is from RefSeq and is a predicted model, not a curated record.
UGACGACUUUGCCGUACCUCACGUGAUGGCAGCCUUGGGCAAUACGACUGCGGGUUCAUCUUCUUCAACUUCAGCUACAGACGUUAGUAGAUUACCUUCAAUGGAUCGCCCCGAAGGUAACAAAAAGGCUAAGCGAAACCGAAACUCUAAGGCAGAUGACGUGGAGCCUCAAUUUAUUGCUAAUCAAACCGCGGGCAUUCGUAUCACUGAAAGAAUUGCUGAACAAGGCGAGAGGCAAACUACAGCUCUCGAGAAGAUGCUUGAGCUGGCUGUACUCAUGUCAGAUACCUCUAAGGUUGAUGAAAGAACCCGAGCAGGUCUAGAGGCUGCAAAAGAGAUGAUCAAUAGCAAGAACGAAGCUCAACGCGGUGUUUGAUUUAGAUCCGUCACAGUAGUUAUGUGUACUCUUGUUUCUUUAUUUCCAUAUCCUUCUUUGGUCGUUGUUGUUAUGAAAGAUCUUGCUGCGAAGAUCUUUGCAAGCGUGUUCAUUUUUUGUGUGUGCUGCGUUUAUCUCUUGUUUUCCUUUAUAGCUCGUGUUUAAAUUCAUAGUCAUUCGUUUAUCUCCUCAUUAUAGUUACCUAGUACAUAUUUCAAUACAAUUGUU